Messenger RNA from Pipra filicauda (Wire-tailed manakin), 2536 nucleotides. RefSeq names its product spermatogenesis associated serine rich 2 (gene SPATS2). The transcript has 12 exons. Gene Ontology annotation, cellular component: cytoplasm. The record is from RefSeq and is a predicted model, not a curated record. NCBI's taxonomy places the organism in Eukaryota, Metazoa, Chordata, Aves, Passeriformes, Pipridae. Gene Ontology annotation, molecular function: protein binding. Bases 562 to 1806 code for a protein of 414 amino acids.
GACCCUCAUUCCGGAGCAUUCCCACCCCUUUGGUUCCCAAAAGUAAGAUUGUAAAGGGGACUUUGGUCCGGGUUUUGUUGAAUUGCCGCAUUUGGAGCCCGGCUGUGGGUUUAAGGCCCUUGCAAAGGGUUCUGACCCCGGGAUCAGAGGUCGGGCGGCAGCUCCAGCCUCUCCUGAGCUCCGGCUCUGUCUGCAAUCCCAAGGUUUUCCUGGCACAGCGUUUCCUGGUCUGGCCACAGGCCACGGAGCAGAGCAGGGAAGUGAAACUGGGCUGCAACCCCUCGGAUCCCCCGGAAUUCCCAACUCCAGACUUGCUUUUUGGGGAUGAAGGAGUUUUAAUUGGGAAAAGCUGAAGGCAGGAGUUUAAUCCCUUCCUUUUGGGACUCUUUCCAGAAAUUCCUCCUGGAGCUGGACAGAACCUCCCCCAGGAAGGAGCUGCUCUGCCUGUCCCACGUUCCCAACAGCUCCAGGCCCGGACUGGGAAUUUUCCUGCCCAGUCCCCCAGACCGCUCGGAAUUCCCGUUAGUUCUCCCCUUUUUGUGGCCCAACUUGGAGCCGGAAAUGUCUAAAAAGCAGAACACAAAAGAUCCCUCGGGAUUUAUCUUUGAUGUUCAGUCCAACACUGUGAUGGCCCAGGGAGGGACCUUUGAGAACAUGAAGGAAAAGAUCGGAGCUGUCCGAGCGAUCGUUCCCAACAGGAGCAACAACGAGAUCGUCCUGGUCCUGCAGCACUUUGACAACUGUGUGGACAAAACAGUCCAGGCCUUCAUGGAAGGGAAUGCCAGUGAGGUGCUCAAGGAAUGGACUGUGACAGGCAAAAAAAAGAACAAAAAGAAGAAACCCAAACCCAAACUUCCCAGUGGCUCCAGCUCUGCCCUCCCAGCCCCUGGAAAACCAGUUCCUCCUGGAGAGGAGACCCCGGGAAACUGGGAGAAGGGGGGGAUGAACGGAUUCCACGUGAACGGCUGCGCCCAGGACACGGAAUCUGUGGAUUCCCUGAGCGAGGGCCUGGAUGGGAUGUCGAUGGAUGGCAGGGAAGUGGAUGCAGAGCCCGGCCUAAGGAAUGGACUGUCCGGCCCUGACCCCCCAAGGCUCCCCAUCCCCCCCCCCAGGGCUCUGCCCACCCCCCACUCCGACCCCCGGGAAGAGGCUCCGGUGUCACCCCCAGGCAGGAAAAUGGGGUCGAACAUCGAGAAGUCGGUGAAGGACCUGCAGCGCUGCUCCGUGUCCCUGGCGCGGUACCGGGCCCUGCUCAAGGAGGAGAUGGACACGUCCAUCAGGAAGAUGAAGCAGGUCUUUGCUGAGCUCCAGAGCAGCCUCAUGGACCGGGAAGUGGCUUUGCUGGCCGAGAUGGACAAAGUGAAGGCAGAAGCAAUGGAGAUCCUGGUGGGGAGGCAGAGGAGGGCGGAGGCCCUGCGGAAACUCACGGACGGGGCCGCGCGGAUGUCGGAGGAGCAGCUGCUGGAGCUCAGGGCUGACAUCAAGCACUUUGUGAGCGAGCGCAAGUACGACGAGGAGCUGGGCAGGGCCGGCAGGUUCACCUGCGACCUGGAGGGGCUCAAGAGGAGCAUCACCUGCUUCGGCCAAGCCUUCCCAGCGGAUCCGGAGGGCGGAAGGAGGACCCCGAGCCCCGACCCCGCGGCACAACGGCCCCCCCGAGCCCCCCAACAGCGGGACCCGGCCUGGCCCCCGCAACCCUCCGACCCCGGGCCCCCCCCCAGCCCCCCGGGGGGGGCUCCCCCCACGGAGACCCCGCAAGAGCCACCCCAAGGGAGCGAAUUCCUGAGGAAAACUCUGGGAUCCUGACAGGGGUCCCAGCCACGUUUACAAUUCCCGUUCUGUGCCAUCUCCCCUCCUUUUUACCCCUUUCUCCCCCCCAUCCUGGUCUGUUCCAUGUUCUCCCAUCGGGAUUUGGGGGCUCAGGACCCCCCCAGUGCUGCCAUCGCCCCCCCCCCCUUCUCCUUCUUCUCCAUCCAAAAAUCCCUCGCGCUGGAAGCGAGGAGGAGCGGGGGGAGGAGGGGCCUCUGACCCCCCCAGGAUCUGGAAUGUUCUCCUCUGGGAACUGGGGAGUCCCCUUUGUCUCCCCCAAAUCUGGGAUGUUCCCUGAGACCCUCUGGGAUCUGAGGUGUCCCCUCUGUGUCCCCCCAGGAUCUGGAAUGUUCCUGUGGGAUCUGGGGUGUCCCCUCUGACCUCUCUGGGACUGAGGGGGGUCCUCUCUGUGUGUGCUGGGAUUGGGGGGGGUCCCUUCAGCUGCACAUUUCAGCUUUUUCCCUGGAUUUUCUUUGGGGAAUUUCCUUCAUUCCCAUCCCAGUUCCUUCCCCCCCCCCCCAAAAUCCCCUUCACAGCAACACCCGGGAGCAAAUCCCAGACAUUCCUGGGAACAAGGACAGUAAAUCCAAAUGGGGGAGGGCUGGGGGGGUCCCCAACUUUUCUGCCCCCCCCCCUUUUUUCCAUGUUUUUUUUCCAAGUUUGAUUUUUUUGUUUGUUUUUUUUUCUUCUCUUUAAUUAAUUACAACUUCGGAACAAAUCAAUGAAA